ACACACACUGACAGGUAAAAUGGCUGCCGAAAACAGCUCUGAAUCUCAAGAUGAGAAAGAAGUCCUCGUAAAGACAGGUGCGAUGCAAGAGGCACAUGACAGAUGUCAGGCUGUUGCAGAGAGCUCCAAACAAAGUGAAUCUAAAUUGACGCUGUAUCACUGGACGCAGUCCUUCAACUCCCAGAAGGUGCGUUUGGCCAUAGCAGAGAAAGGUCUGCGCUGUGAGGAGUAUGAUGUGAGCCUGCCGCUGAGUGAGCACAAUGAGCCUUGGUUCAUGCGUUUGAAUCCUGCGGGCGAGGUUCCCGUCCUCGUCCACAGCGGCAACGUUAUCUGUGACCCAACACAGAUCAUGGACUACCUGGAGCAGAACUUCAAAGAUGAGGGCACCCCUAAGCUGAUCCCUGAGGAGGGCAGCAUGUACUACCACAGAGUGCAGCACUACAGAGAGCUGCUGGACUCACUGCAGAUGGACGCCUACACCCACGGCUGCAUCCUCCACCCUGAGAUCACAGUGGACUCUCACAUACCAGCCUAUGCUACCACACGCAUUCGAACGCAGAUAGGAAACACAGAGUCGGAGCUGAAGAAACUGGCAGAGCAGAACCCAGAACUUAAAGAUGCUUAUAUAGCAAAACAGAGGCGCUUGAAAUCCAAGCUAUUUGACCAUGACAAUAUGAAGUACCUGAAGAAGCUUCUGGAUGAGCUGGAGAACGUGAUGGACCAGGUCGAGACAGAACUGCAGAGGAGGGUGGAGGAAACACCAGAGGAGGGCAGCCCGUCCUGGCUGUGUGGUGAGUUCUUCAGCAUGGCUGACGUCUCGCUGGCAGUCACUUUGCACCGCCUCAAGUUCCUUGGCCUCUCCCGCCGCUACUGGGGCAACGGCAACCGCGUCAACCUGGAAACCUACUAUGCACGCGUGGUGGAGCGCCCGGCCUUCCGGAGGGUGCUGGGCCACGUCAACAACAUCCUGAUCUCGGCCGUCCUGCCCGUGGCGUUCCGCGUGGCCCGGAAGAAUGCUCCGGCUAUCUUUGGUACCACUCUGUUGAUAGGUAUUCUGGGAGGAGCCACGUACCUGGCUUUCCUCUACAUGAAGAGGAGGCUGACUGUCACCAGCUGAGGUAGCCUAGUAGAGGUUGAAGCAUUUUGGGACAGAAUGGGAGCUCUUGGAUUUGCUAGUUUGGAACCAGGAUGUAGGAAUUUAGAGAAAGAGUGAGUUUCACCAUCAGAAAUUAAACAGCACAUAGAGGCAUUUGAUGAUCCAUUACACAUUAAACAUGAGUAAUAUGUAACUGAAACAUAACUUAAUUGUCCAAGCGCAGUGGCAACUGUUCUUACUGUGUUGCUGUUGAUGCACAAAAUGCACUUUUUGUCAUCCUCAUAUGUGACUGCUGCAUUAUGUAACACCAAAUAGAUGACUUAAGCCAUUUUGAUUGUGUUUAUAAGUACUUAAAUCAUUUAAGAUGCUAUUAAGAUACAGAUUUAGCUUUAUAUAUGUUUGGUUGUAUAGUUCAAUACCCUCAAUAUUUGCAUGUUAGACAUUUAAAAAAAGUAAACUUUGUAGCUUGUAACAAAUGCAAAGUGCUUACACUCUGCUUGCUGUGUCUACCACGACUGAGCAAAAAGACCUGUUCAGCAAGUCUUCAGUCAAACUUUGACAAAUGUCCAUAUUUGUUUCUGUAGUUGUCCUCACACACAUGUUGUAUGAUUGAUAGUGUUUUGUUUGGUCAAUAGAGCUCUAUGUCACAAUAGUUUGUCUGAAUGAAUGCUGUUAGAGUCUCAUUUACAUCCUGUCCAGAUCAUGGUAUUCCACUUAUUGUCUGAAAUUAAACAGCUUUCAACGCUUU
Myripristis murdjan (pinecone soldierfish) is the source of this 1844-nucleotide messenger RNA. RefSeq names its product ganglioside induced differentiation associated protein 1 (gene gdap1). Bases 20 to 1117 code for a protein of 365 amino acids. The transcript is spliced from 6 exons. Gene Ontology annotation, biological process: mitochondrial fusion; mitochondrial fission. The record is from RefSeq and is a predicted model, not a curated record. Lineage: Eukaryota; Metazoa; Chordata; Actinopteri; Holocentriformes; Holocentridae. Gene Ontology annotation, cellular component: mitochondrial outer membrane.